GUGGUGGUGGUGGUGUGGCCGGUACCGGCGGGUCGGAGGCGGCGGUGGCGCUGGACGAGCUCCGCUCGUGGUGGGAAGUGCCGGCCAUCGCGCACUUCUGCUCGCUCUUCCGCACCGCCUUCCGCCUGCCCGACUUCGAGAUAGAGGAACUGGAAGCUGCUCUUCACAGGGAUGAUGUGGAGUUUAUCAGCGACCUGAUCGCCUGCCUUCUUCAAGGUUGCUAUCAGCGCAGGGACAUCACAUCCCAGACGUUUCACAGCUACCUGGAGGACAUCAUCAACUACCGCUGGGAGCUGGAGGAAGGGAAGCCCAACCCGCUGCGGGAGUCCACCUUCCAGGAGCUGCCCCUGCGCACCCGGGUCGAGAUCCUGCACCGCCUCUGCGACUACCGGCUCGAUGCAGAUGAUGUCUUCGACCUCCUCAAGGGCUUGGACGCCGACAGCCUCCGCGUGGAGCCGCUGGGCGAGGACAGCAGCGGUGCCCUGUACUGGUACUUCUACGGCACGCGGAUGUACAAGGAGGACCCGGUGCAGGCGAAAACCAACGGAGAGCUGGCUCCAGACAGGGGGUGUGGGGGGCAGACAAACACCCCAAACGUUCCUGGGAAAACAGGCAAGAGACGAGGGCGACCCCCAAAGCGGAAAAAACUACUGGAGGAAAACUUGCUGAGGGAGAAGGCAGAAGAGAACAUGCUAAUCCGUGAGACUCAGAUAAGAAAUGGGUCCCAAGGGCCAGGCCGUGGGACAUGGUGGCUGCUGUGUCAGACGGAAGAGGAGUGGAGGCAGGUCACAGAGAGCUUCAGAGAGAGGACUUCCCUUAGAGAGCGGCAGCUCUACAAACUCUUGAGUGAAGACUUCCUGCCGGAGAUCUGCAACAUGAUUGCACAGAAGGAGAAGCGUCUGCAGCGGACAGAGUUUUCUCCCAGGUGGAUGUCUGACCAUCAGCCCAUCAAACCAAUCAAGCAGGAGGUAAACCCGAAUGUGCUCAGUUCGAUGGAGAAGCAGAGGCGCAGGGAGGAAGAGGAGGAGCGCCAAAUCCUUAUAGCAGUGCAGAAGAGGGAGCAGGAGCAGCUGCUAAAGGAGGAGAGAAAAAGAGAGAUGGAGGAGAAGGUCAAAGCAGUGGAAGAGCGAGCCAGGAGGAGGAAGCUUCGUGAAGAGCGGGCCUGGCUGCUGGCACAGGGGAAGGAGCUGCCCCCCGAGCUUUCCCACUUGGAUCCCAGUUCCCCUACCAGGGAAGAGCGAAGGACCAAGGAUCUCUUUGAACUGGAUGAUGAGUUCACAGCCAUGUACAAAGUUCUAGAUGUGGUAAAGGCUCACAAGGACUCUUGGCCCUUCUUGGAACCUGUUGAUGAAUCGUAUGCUCCUAACUACUACCAGAUCAUUAAGGCCCCCAUGGACAUCUCUAGCAUGGAGAAGAAGUUGAAUGGAGGUCAGUACUGCACCAAGGAAGAAUUUGUGGGAGAUAUGAAGACCAUGUUCAGGAACUGUCUUAAGUACAAUGGUGAAGGCAGUGAAUAUACCAAGAUGGCUUACAACUUGGAGAGGUGUUUCCACCGAGCAAUGAUGAAGCACUUCCCUGGGGAAGAUGGAGACACAGAUGAGGAGUUUUGGAUCAGAGAAGACGGGAGGCGGGAGAAGAGGAGCCGGCGGACUGGCCGCUCCAGCGCUGGCAAUGUUUGGACUCGGUCACGAGACCCAGAGGGACCAGGCAAGAGGCAGCAGCGCCUGGAAAACGGAGGGAAACCUCCACCAUAUCGAGCUACUUCGAGGGCUACUGCUUCUUCCUCCUCUUCCUCCUCCUCCUCCUUCUCCUCGUCCUCUGCAGAGGAUCCAAGUGGCAACCCCAUGCAGUCUUCUCGAGAAGUGGGCCCUUCCAAUGGGCGAGGUUUCCCUCGCUCGCUGCAGUACGGCGGCAUGCCCAGCCCUGUGCCACAUCCUGGCCAGAUGAGACCAGCUGUGCCAGGAACGUUCGGUCCCCUGCGCGGAUCCGAUCCAACGAAACUGUAUGGCUCACCGCGAGUGCCAGAGCCCCAUCCUGGAGACCCGGUUCAGCAGCACCAGCACUUUGCGAUGCAGCCGGCCGUGGGACUGAGCGAGCACCGUGGGCACAGGCUGGCUGCCCCUGAGAAGCAGGUGUGUGCGGGGCCAACCCAUGUCACCGGCCUCGGACCCCGUCCCGGCACCCUGCAGCUGGGGCGCGUGAGCGGCCCCCCUCCAGAUGCCGUCUACCCGCCAGCCCAGUUCCAGCAGGGCUUCCUCCCUCCAAGGCACAAUGGGCCUCCGGUGAGGCCGCCAGAAGGCUCAGAGGUGCCCCCUGGACAUAUGUACCGGCCCUACAAGUACCUGAACCGCGGGCACCCGGCCCUCUGGAAUGGCAGCCACAGUGCCGCCAGCCAGGGUGCUGUGGGGCCAGAGGAGAAGGCACCCGUGGGGCCAGCGCCCUCGCUCCAGCCCCGUGCCAUCGGCCAUAUGAUGGAGCCCCGGGCCUUACGGCCUCCUCUGCCUCCCAGCCAGUGGACUGAGCAAUCAAACUUCCUACCUCACGGGGUGCCUCCCUCAGGGUAUAUCAGACCACCUGGAAAAGCCGCCGGCCAGAGGAUGCCACAACCACCAGCCGCUCUGUUCGGGGGACCGGCUCAGGUUCAGAGAGGGUGCCAGGGCGGGGACUCGAUGAUGGACAGCCCAGAGAUGAUCGCGAUGCAGCAGCUGUCAUCCCGCGUGUGCCCGCCGGGUGUGCCUUACCACCCUCGCCAGCCGCCCCCACCGCACCUCCCCGGACCCUUUCCCCAGCUGGCUCACGCUGCCUCUGCUGGCAUGCCACCCCCCAAGCCGGUCAUGGGGAACGGGAGCUCGCAGGAUCAGACCUUGGAGCCAGAGAACAACCAAGUGGAGCCACCAGCGGGCAUGGAGGAGAAGGCUCAGUGCAUCGGCAUUCCCGACGGGGCCUACGCCAAACUCCUACCUCAUCCCAAGCCCCCCCUGUCCAUGGAGUGCACCCGACGCGCCUUGCCCCCAGAGGAGGGGGACGGCUCUGGCCUGAAGAGCGACCUGAAGGCAGGGCAGAGCAAGGGCACGUGGCCGGCUGAGAGCGGCUACGCGGGCCCACAGGGCUGCGUGAGGGACCUGGCGCCCGCCUCCGAGCGAGGAGGGCCCGUGCCCGAGAACGGGGCAGUGGGUGAGGGGCCAGCAGAGGGGAAGGGAUUGGCUGCCAGCAUGAUGGAGAAGCCCCAGUGCGGCGGGGGGAAGGCUCUGCCCGAAGCGGCCGUGCCUUGCAUGGGGCAGGGCACCAGCCUCCCUGCCAUGGACGCCAGCACCGUGGGGGCUGCCCCCAACCAGUUCCACCCUCUCUACAUGCCUGGUCUGGAGUACCCCAAUUCAGCCGCACGGUACCACAUCAACCCAGGCCUGCAAGGCUUCAGCCCAGUGAUGGGUGGGAAGCCUCCCCCUGUGUCCCACCCACAGCAUUUUCCUUCACGGGGCUUCCAGCCGAGCAACGCCCACCCAGGGGUCUUCCCCCGCUAUCGGCCCCACCAGGGCAUGCCCUAUCCCUACCAGCCCCAGCCUCAACCUUCCUACCACCACUACCAGCGGCCGCCCUACUACACCUGUCCGCAGGGCUACUCAGACUGGCAGAGGCCUCUGCACCCCCAGGCCAGCCCCAGUGGCCACCCGCCCCUGGCCAGACCCCCCUUCUCCGACCGGGGGAAUGUGAGCAGCUUGCAGGGCUGCGAGGCACUGAGCGCUGCCCUGGCUUCUCCCAACCGCAUGGACGUAGCGAGUGCCAAAGAGGUUUCUCCGAGCGACGGGCAGGAUCUGGGGCCUGAAGAUGAGAAGUCCGAGGAAUCGCAGGAGCGGCCAGAGAGUCCCAAAGAGUUCCUUGAUUUGGACAACCACAACGCAGCCACGAAGAGGCAAAGCUCAGUGGCAGCAGGAGAGUUCCUCUACGGAGCUCCCCCGCCCCACCUGGGUUCGGGAAUGGGAUUUGGGCCAUCGGCUUUCCCUCCCCAUGGGGUGAUGCUACAGACUGGCUCUCCCUAUGCAUCCCGGCAUCCUGCCAGCCAUUUCCAACCCAGGACAUAUGGAUCACCCAUGAAUGCCCACCUGUCUCAUCAUCAUCCAGCCUCUGGCCAGGCCAACGGCCUCUCUCAGGAGGGACCCCUGUACCGCUGCCGGGAGGAGAACAUAGGUCACUUUCAGGCCUUGCUGAUGGAGCAGAGAGGCAGUGGAGGUGGCAUGGGGGGGCCACCCCAGGACUUGUAUAGAUCAUCGGGAAUGCAAAUGCAUCAGGCUCAAGUUCCCUUCCCGAAGAUGCCUACAGCAACCAUGUCCCGGGAAGAUUUGACGCCACAAAAACCGUCAGCAUUGCCUCUGGAUCAAAGCUAGUCCAAGGAAGGAAGGACCUCAUGAAGACAAAAGCCACGCAUGAUUUGGACACGGGGGAGGAGGGGCAGGCCUUCCUCCUACCUUCCCCUCACCCAAGCAGCACGUAGCUUCCCGGGUCGGUGGAGCAUGGUGCCACGGCGGCUUUUGUGUUGGAAACCUGGAGCGGUGCAGGGCCCCAGCCAGCCGAGCAGCUGGCUCGCCACCACAGGGCGAGCAUCGCCAAACUAGUGGCUUUCUGUGACUGGAGACUGCGUCUCGUUCAGGGUUUGAGGGAUUUUUGGGGUGGGGAGGGCGGGGGUGGGGGCUGAAACUUUCAUUGACUGCUAAACUCAGGUAUAUUUUUCAGGGUGGAAGAGGACGAUGAUGGAAUUUUACUUGUAGUAUUAACGUGUGUGUUUUGGAGCUGGAUCCAGUUUACAGAAUUUAACCUGUUGCCUUUUUAAAUAAAUUUCUGUUGUUGGUGAAUGUAUUGUACAUAAUGGGGGAGGAGGUGGGCCCAGCUUGUAGUGGGCUUAGCACUGGAGACAUCCUUAACUGUUUACAAUCAUAUCACACUGAAAUCUUUCAGGAUAGGGUGAGGGUUUCGUGGGAGUGGGGAGAGGUGAGGGAACAUGCAAUGGAUAACUUGCUGUCCUCUGUAACUGAGACACCAACUGGUAGUUGUUUGACUGAAUAGCAGGAAUUGCUCAGGGGCAUAACAUGUCCUCCUCUUUCUCUUUUCUUUCUUCUUCCCCUCUCACCCCGGCCUCCACCCCUCUGGAUCCAGGGCCUGAGUGCACUUCCAGCUCCCUGUCAUUGUGGGGGAACAAGGAAACCAGGACCAGGAACUGAAACCAGGACAGGACAGUCAUGGCAUUGUCCCUUCUGUUAGCAUAGUACCCUCCUCCCCGCCUUUCUUGUAGGAGUACUUUAUGCUCUAGAAAACAGAAAAUGGCACAAUUGGUCAUCUUAGACUUCUUCCAGUGAAACCAGUGCAGCUGGGUGCAGAGCAGCACCUAUCCAGCAGAACAUAUGUGCAGGUUUGUACCCCUCCCUGCCUGAGGAGGGGAACCAAGUCCCUCCUUUCUUUCUCUUUCCUUGCCUGUUUUCACACUGCUCUUAGCAGCAGCAAAGCAGAAACCACACCAGGAUUCCUGACAGCUCUCAGUUGCCUGUGACAGUAGGAGCAUAAAGUUGCUGUGGGGGGACGGUUUGUUUGCUAUGGUGAGCUGUUUGUUGGCCAGCAGAGUUGGGCUUGGUGUUUACAAGAAGCCGGUGAUUCAGAAAGCACUGAUUUGAAAUCAGAUGUUGAGGUGGAAUGGCUUGGGCAGUGAGUGAUGAGAGCUGUGUGUGAGAGUUGAGUCAGUUUGCCUCCACUGUUUUUGAUGUUGUAGCAACAAGUACCACAGGGCCAGUGGCAGCUUCCCUCAAAGGCAGUACUCGGUCUGCAGGCACUUUUCACCAGCAGCAGCACUGCACGGGGAACCCCUCGUUGACAAAUCAGUUCAGUAGGCAUCUCUUCAGCAGCUAUUGAUCCAUAUCUUGAAACUAGCACAGCUGAAUAUUCUUGGGGGAGCCGGGGUAAAGCAAGGUGGAGUUGCUACACUGUAAGACUGGGCAGCAAGAUCUGUUGGACCAGAGCCCUACAGCAGGCUGGCUCUGGAAGGACAGCAGGGUGUGUGUGUGUGUAUAUACACAUAGUUAAGAAGGAUGUGCCAAUGUGCUGGCCAAACUGCUUGCAGGAGCACAAGUGGCAGCAGAAGUGAGCACGUGAGGGCAGGGCAGCAUGCCCUUUGGUCAGCAGUACCAGCCAGGGGAAGGUUUUAUUCUCCAAGUUUCUGGAGAAUUUUUGACUGCUUUGUCACCUUGGAUGGUGCUGUCACCCCUAUUAGCUGGAUUGCGCUAGUGUUCAUGGUCGUACCGCCUUUGUCCUGCUGUGUGUAUCGGCCAUGUGCUGGCACAGCUGUUUGAGCAAAUGGCAGGUAGCAUCUGACUGAGCCAUUACUCCUUCUGUCCUCAGCUUCUGGAAACACAAAAGGCUUAGAAGACGAGAACUGGUCUUUCUUGAAAAAGAAAGACUGAUACAUUAGUGCCACCCUUACAAAUGAGUCUCAGUCCCUGUUGCUACAGUUUUGCCUCUGAUGAGCUGCGUAGAGCCAAGGCAUUUUCCAAGCCUAAGAGGAGUUAAACUUCUUCAUGCUAGUCUCACAAGUGUGUUUAUAAAUUCACUUCUCCUUACUCACUGCUGCAGCUAGCCUGUGAACUACAGCUGCUCUCCGUUCGGUCCAGUGAGUUGCCUGGCUUAGCAAGCUCCUCCCCAAAGGAAGACUUCAGUAUAAUGUCAAUUACUUUACUAAAAGGAGAUUCCCCCCCCCCCCCCACUUAGUGUUCAUCAGUCAGGGAACAGCUGUCACUAGUGGGUUGGUAUAAACUGGAAUAGAUAAUCGUGAAGGUUGUCCUUGGAGUGAGAAGCUGGUAACUGCUCUACCCAGCCAAGAACUAUGCUGUGGCUGAUCUGAGUUUGUGGCUGAUCUGAGGGUCUACUGCUGCAUUAUCAGCUGGCAGUGGGUUUUCAGAGGGGCCCCAGCUGCUAGGAAAUGCAAGUCUGCAUUUAGCUUUUCUUUCACUGAAGCAGUAAUAGGUAUUUUUGAAAAGGCAUGCAAGUAUAACUGCUAUUCAG
Molecule: messenger RNA, 7041 nt
Organism: Oxyura jamaicensis (ruddy duck)
Lineage: Eukaryota; Metazoa; Chordata; Aves; Anseriformes; Anatidae
Product: cat eye syndrome critical region protein 2
Exons: 19
Coding region: 510-4382 (1290 amino acids)
Biological process (GO): chromatin remodeling
Cellular component (GO): CERF complex
Molecular function (GO): protein binding
Source: RefSeq, a predicted model, not a curated record